Molecule: messenger RNA, 152 nt
Organism: Prorocentrum cordatum
Lineage: Eukaryota; Dinophyceae; Prorocentrales; Prorocentraceae
Source: the annotation of a GenBank genome assembly
AUGGCGGGUGCGCAGGCGGCCAGUGGCAGGUCCACGAGGGCGCUGCCACUGCCCGUGGGGGUCUUCAACCCGUUGAGCGCGCUGGGGGCAAGGGCCAAGGAUAUUUCUGAUGAGGUCGGCAACUUCGACGUGUUCGCGCUCGUGGGCACGCA